UAAUAGCCAAUUGCAUGUCGCCGAUUCGCGCAUGCGCAAUACGUUAUAUAUAUAUUUAUUAUGUAGCUCACAUAUGCAAGGGAGAGCAUUGCAUUUUCUGCGCCUCGUAUAUUUAACUUUGUGGAAGGGGAAGCAAUCAAACGAAGGGGAAGUUGCACCCACCACCUGCAGUAAAGCAGCGCGCGCGGUUAGAAACGGUUGAAUGUUUGCGCACGGCUUAAUGUUGUUUUACUUUUUUCAUCGGUCGAAUGGAGAAACAAUAAACUAUUCUAAAAAGGAAGACUUUACAAAAAAUCUCAUCGAAAUAGAAAUUAUUUAGAUACAUUGAAUCGCGAGCGCGACUAUAUUCGCCGAUAAAAUAGAAUGCGAUAACGGACCGAUAAAUAACGAUUAAAGACGAUUGUUCUCUUGCGUUACGUCGGACGAAUGACGUCACAAAAAGGAUGACCGCGUGGGUGUCUCGCGAAUCACCUCGAUUCUCUGACGGGGUUGAAUUUUCAAAUACAAUUGAUCCGUAGCAAAUGCGCGUAACAAGAGAUUUGGAAGGAAAUAAAGAACAAAAGAGGACAAAUUCUUCGAUUGGUUGGUGUCAAAGAGAAAGAAGGAAAGUAAGACAGAGAGAGAGAGAGAGAGAGUAGUGAGAGGGAGAGAGGAAAAGCCGAAUAGUAAUAGUAGUAACAUGAAGUACUAUAUUUCAUCCACGAAUCGAUAAUUCGAAUAGGCAGAACGAGCUGCGAUAUUAAGGUCCGUCGUCCAAUUCCUAAAAAUAUCGAACAUUACGACGGGUAAGAUUCGAUAGCCUUAUUCACCAUCCCUUUUCCCUUCUCUUUGCUCUUCUGUUGCCUUCUCCCUCUCCCUCUCCUUCUCCCUCUUCUAAUCCUCCUCUUCCUCCUCCACCUCCGCCUCCUACGAGAAUUCUCUGUCGUAUCCACUCGAGAGUGACACGGUAGAGUUCGUUCGAGGAGGAACCCACCCCUAAUUCUCGUUUCCUAACCGGCCUCCUCUCUCUCUCUUGCCCUCGCCCUCGCCCUCACGCGGGCCGGCCGUGUGCGAGCUAACGGUGUGCAAUCGUCUCGCGAUACCACCGAAUAUCGCGAUAUCGACAAGGACGACGAGGAUUGAGAGGAGGAGGACGAUAACUACGACAUUCUCUAACAUAGACGAUUGACAACAUGUGUGACGUUGCAAACGAAAAUGAGAAAAUGAGGUAUCGGCACAGUCGUGCCUCAAUACAUCGAAGAAAAUGGCCCUUGCGAUUGGCAUUUUUUCUUGUCUAUGUUCUCGUGCAAUUUGUGGCCUCCUCGAAGUUACCAAUCACAUACUCACCCUCGUAUCCGUCCUCAACGGAGUACGAAGAAAGUUCGACGUUGGAAUCGACCGUACCCUCUUACUAUCCAACAUCGACCGAAUUCGAAUUAACGUCCUCGAUAAUGCAAACUUCGAUACCAGCGUCAAUUUCCGGUGAACAUCCAUCGAAAAAUACGAAGGAAUUGAAGAAUCCUACAAAGGAGAGAAAUAAGAGCGAGAAGAAUAAUGAAAAAACGAAUGCAAAAUCGAGGAUUCGUGAACAAACAAAGGAAGAAUCUAAAGAAAAAGAAACAGAAAAACCAGCGAAGGCGCCCGUUGCAGCAGCAGGUGUAGCAGCGGGUGCAGCUACAGCUGCAACCAAAACAAUUCCUAUCACUACCGCUACUAUUCCCACGAUACGAACAACGACUGCUGAAUACGUUCAUCCUACAUGGAGACCAAGAAGAGAAAACUGUUCACCACCUGCUAUCGAACAGUUCCCACGUCCUUUGAUGGGCCCUGAAGCAAGAAAACAUGGCGGACUUAUCAUACACGUUCUUGUUGCCGUCUACACGUUUCUUGGCUUGGCAAUCGUCUGUGAUGAUUAUUUCGUUUCUAGCCUUGACAGAAUUUGCGAAGAGUUAAGGUUAUCGCCAGAUGUAGCAGGAGCAACUUUUAUGGCUGCUGGAUCUUCAGCACCAGAAUUGGCCACGGUCGUCAUUGGCGUUUUCUUCGCCAAGGAUGACAUUGGAGUUAGUGGAGUCAUCGGUAGCGCUGUUUUCAAUAUAAUGUUCGUUAUAUCCGUAUGCGGUCUCUGUACAACAACUGUUUCCAAAUUGAACUGGUGGCCUCUUGUACGGGAUUGUUUCUUCUAUGCUGUCUCUAUUCUAGUGAUGCUCGGUACGAUCUACAAUGAAACCAUAUCUUGGAUGGAGUCACUCUUCAUGUUGGUCAUGUAUGCGGUAUAUUGCGUAGCUCUCUCGUUUAACGAGAGACUUGAGCAAUGGGCGAAGUCGUACAAUAUUCCGUUUUUACCCAAGGACGACGAGCCAGCUGAAGAAAGUGCUUUGGUUAGUUAUAGAUCCUUGCAAGAAGAUCGAUUAUCUUACACGGGGCCUAAUUCACCUGUUAUCGAACAGGCUGCGCAAAUAAAGAAUCAGGAAGGAAAUGGUAUUCAAGAAACCGGUGAACAACCAUCAAUUCCAAAACCAACACCACAAUAUUACAAAGCAAAAGAACCUGAUCCAAACGAAGUGUCGCCACUCGUAAUGCCUACAGAUGGAAAUAAAUGGAAUAUUUUCACAUGGGGUCUCGUGUAUCCUAUUCAUUUCAUGUGUCGAGCCACUAUGCCAGAUUGUAGGCAAGAAAGGUUUCGAAGUUGGUAUCCUUUCACCUUUUGCGUGUCCAUGGUGUGGAUAAGUUUCUACAGCUACAUCAUGGUCUGGAUGAUCACUAUUAUAGGUAGUACACUUGGUAUUCCUGACACUGUGAUGGGUCUGACUUUCGUCGCAGCUGGAGUUAGCGUACCAGACGCUCUUUCUUCUUUAGCUGUGAUAAAAGAAGGUCUUGGUGACAUGGCUGUGAGCAAUGCCGUUGGUAGCAAUGUCUUCGAUAUUCUUGUAUGUUUGGGUUUACCAUGGUUCAUACAAACAGCGAUGAUACAGCCGGGUUCUCAUGUCAAUGUUACUAGCAGGGGCCUAACAUAUUCAACUGUCUCGCUACUCUCGACGGUAAUAUUUUUGGUAGUUGCGACACAUAUGAACGGAUGGAAGUUGGAUCGACGAUACGGUGUAGUACUGAUGGCAUGGUACUUAAUAUUCAUUAUCUUCGCAUCACUCUACGAACUCAACGUCUUCGGAGAGAUGAAUCCACCAGUAUGCCCAAGCUUCUUUUAAAUGGAAAACAGAAGAGAAAAAGAAGAACAAAUAUAGCUAUGAAGUGGAAGGAGACACACCAUUGAAACUUGCCCUGGAAUUGAUGCGCGAUAAUCCUUCGAAAUAGCCACUUGCGAUCGAUUAACUUUUUAGGCAAGGGCAAAGCUAAUCGAAGAGAAGAGCAAGAAAAAAAGAAUAUUAAAACAAAACAAAAAAAAGAAAAACUCAACGACAUCGAAAAGAAGAAAUAGAGAGGAACAAAAGAAUUAAUCAAUAAUGUCGUUUACAUCUACUUUUUUUUCAACUACUAAGCGUUCAAGAUAGUACGAAAGCAUGAAAGUAGUAGAAGACGAAGACACGCUGUAAUAUUACCGAGCCCCGCAUGAAAGAUAGAGAGUUUUUUUGGUGCUACAUACAUUAUACAUUAUAAAAAUAUCUCGAAAUAGUAUAUUGCUGACACUAGUCGUUUGUACAGCUCGUGACUCGUAUAGCUCCCUUCAGAAUCGGGAGAAUUUCUUCCAACGAUCGAUCGAUCGAUCGAGAACGAUCUUCUCGAAAUAAAUUUUGUAAUCGAGCGAUCAUCAUACAGCCGAUAGCUUCCAUUUGAAUAUUAAAUCUAAAUUCGACAACAUCGAAUAUAUUGGCCUAAAGCCAAUAAUCACUCGAAUUUUCCUCGUCGCUUUUUUGGCGUCGGGUUGAACCGAGAAGACAAUACAAUUAUCAGUAUUAAGACGCACUUGUUAUUUAACAAGCAUAGAAAAAUAACGGCAGAUGGUCGGACGACGAAUCGAUCGUAUAAUUUGCAUCGUUUUUUUCUAACGAGCACAUCGACAAUGCCAUAAAGGAUCUAUAUCGGCACUUGAAAAAAAAGAAAUCCUUCUCGAAACGAUUGAUUGAUUCGUGUACGUAC
This is a messenger RNA of Vespa velutina, 4071 nucleotides long. Its product is annotated as probable sodium/potassium/calcium exchanger CG1090. Gene Ontology annotation, biological process: calcium ion transmembrane transport; intracellular calcium ion homeostasis. Gene Ontology annotation, molecular function: calcium channel activity; calcium, potassium:sodium antiporter activity. NCBI's taxonomy places the organism in Eukaryota, Metazoa, Arthropoda, Insecta, Hymenoptera, Vespidae. The transcript has 10 exons. The coding region runs from base 1173 to 3182 and encodes 669 amino acids. Gene Ontology annotation, cellular component: membrane. The record is from RefSeq and is a predicted model, not a curated record.